UAUAUGAACAGAAGCUAUUUAUUUCAUUUUAGGUCUCGUUCAGCCAAGUUUUUGAGCUGCCGUCGUCCAGCUAAAUUUUAUGCUUCGUCCAUGUGUUCCUGUGUCGUCCAGCCGUCAGUAGAUUAAAACAAAUGACCUGAAUCAUUGUUUGCCUCUUGUUCAGUUCCUUUAUUCUCAUCCAGCUGUUAUCAAAUGACCCCUAAUUUAGAAACCGAUAAGGAUCAAACCGCAACACACAGUCGGUAGAAGUUGCAAAACAAGGAGGUGCUGUAAUUUUGAGUUCCCAGCUGCCUAAACUGAGAGAACAGAGUAUCACCCCAUUCUCUCAAUUGCAUAUCUUCUCCUUGAUUCCUCAACAAAAGUCUUUAGUUCAAACACAGCCAAUCCUAACGGGUCUUGUACAAAUCGGCAAAUUUUAUCAACUUGAGGUGGUGUUUUUGGAUUGCUGGAAGGCUAUGGGAAGUUCAUUGAUUGUUUUGGUGUGGCCGUGUGCUUAAAUAAUGAGUAGCUGGAUAUUAGGUGUUAGGUGUCGUGUACCAGCCACAGCUUCGUGUAUUUCUCUCUUGGCUGAGAAUGUAAAACCCAGUUAUCUGGAUAUGUCUAUUAUCAGGAAAAGUCGUUGCUUACCGGUGGCUAGUCUUCAGAUGCUCCAGAAAAGGUGUUUUCGACCUAGCUUUACCAAACAGAAGAUGAACAUGAGUAUGGCAACGGGUAAGAUAAAAAUCACUUCUACAUGCCCCUCGAAGACACACCUGAAUAGAUUACUGUGUUGUGAAUAUACAUCGUUGAGGAUAACUCCUAAGAGUACAUGUGAUGUUCGGUACUCUUCCUGGAUGCAAGGCUUUCUUCCUGCUAGUUUAAUUGUUGGAAUUUUGGUUUGUUCUACUUAUAAACCAGUAAAUGCUGAAGCGCAAAAUGUGGACAAAGAUUGUGGUGCCUCUUCUGUCAGCCAUUCACACGGAAAACAGGUCUACACUGACUAUUCUAUCAUUGGCAUACCUGGAGAUGGAAGAUGUAUGUUCCGUUCUGUCGCACAUGGCGCUUAUGUGCGGUCAGGAAAACCUGCUCCCAAUGAAAGGAUUCAAAAAGAAUUAGCAGAUGAAUUACGAGCCAGUGUAGCUGAUGAAUUUAUCAGAAGAAAAGAAGAGACAGAAUGGUUUAUUGAAGGCGACUUCGACACUUAUGUCUCUCACAUAAGGAAGCCUCAUGUAUGGGGUGGUGAGCCAGAAUUACUUAUGGCUUCUCAUGUUCUUCAGAUGCCAAUUACAGUCUUCAUGCACGACAAGGAAUCUGGUGGCCUAAUAUCAAUAGCCGAAUAUGGGCAAGAAUAUGGCAAGGAAAAUCCUAUCAAUAUUCUGUAUCAUGGUUUUGGCCACUAUGAUGCAUUGCAGUUUCCUGGUAAGAGUGGCGCUCGAUCAAAACUUUAGCUUACUGAAAAACUUGUAACAUGGCUGGCUGUCACAAAAAGGAGAAGGUAAGGAAACGAAUUUGCAUAAAUUGAUCCAAAAGUUGAGGCGACUCUUUUGAUUGUAAUCGACCAAAAUGUACAAGAAUAAAUAAAUUUCGAUUUCAAAAAUCUUUGCUUUUUCUUGGUCAAGACUGAUUAUGGAGGUUAAAGGAUGGAUCAAUGGCACAGAGAUACUUUUUCUCUUGAGCUUGGCUUCAAAUGUAUUGGUGUAAAAGCUUUCAUCUUCUUUCUUUGUUAUAUAUAUAUAUUUUAUACAAGUUGUGCACUGCAAA
Messenger RNA from Daucus carota subsp. sativus, 1740 nucleotides. RefSeq names its product OVARIAN TUMOR DOMAIN-containing deubiquitinating enzyme 4. The record is from RefSeq and is a predicted model, not a curated record. Gene Ontology annotation, biological process: protein deubiquitination; endoplasmic reticulum unfolded protein response. Bases 501 to 1427 code for a protein of 308 amino acids. Gene Ontology annotation, molecular function: cysteine-type deubiquitinase activity. Gene Ontology annotation, cellular component: cytosol; nucleus. The transcript is spliced from 7 exons. NCBI's taxonomy places the organism in Eukaryota, Viridiplantae, Streptophyta, Magnoliopsida, Apiales, Apiaceae.